Messenger RNA from Xiphophorus maculatus (southern platyfish), 1755 nucleotides. RefSeq names its product sodium-coupled neutral amino acid transporter 2-like. Lineage: Eukaryota; Metazoa; Chordata; Actinopteri; Cyprinodontiformes; Poeciliidae. The record is from RefSeq and is a predicted model, not a curated record. Gene Ontology annotation, molecular function: L-glutamine transmembrane transporter activity. The transcript is spliced from 15 exons. Gene Ontology annotation, biological process: amino acid transmembrane transport; L-glutamine transport. Bases 8 to 1432 code for a protein of 474 amino acids.
CUCCAACAUGACAGACACUCCUCGAAAAGACGACAGCAGCAGGUCCAACAGCGAGGACUCUCCGUCCCCUAACCGUCCUCUCCAUGGGCAAAACCCUGAUUUAGACGCAGAGAGUCAAACCUUCCUGCCUAAACAUAACGCAGGCAAAAAUGCCUCCGUCAGCAUGUCCGUCUUCAACCUGGGCAACGCCAUCAUGGGCAGCGGCAUCCUAGGUCUGUCCUUCGCCAUGGCCAACACCGGCAUCGCCCUGUUUGUGAUUCUCCUGGUUGUUGUUGCCGUUUUCUCCUUGUAUUCUGUUCACUUGUUGCUAAAGACAGCAAAUGAAGCAGGUGCUGUUGUUUACGAGUCACUGGGUCACAAGGCCUUUGGGAUCCCAGGAAAACUGGCUGCUUCCUGGUCCAUCACCAUGCAGAACAUUGGAGCCAUGUCGAGUUACCUCUUCAUCAUCAAAUAUGAACUCCCCAUUGUCAUUCAGUCCUUUACUGGAGCAAAUGAUGGUGAAUGGUACAUCUAUGGAGAUUACCUUAUAAUUCUGGUCUCGAUUAUUGUUAUCCUGCCUCUCUCAUUACUCAGGAAUUUAAGUAGUCUUGGUUACACCAGUGGUCUAUCUUUGCUCUGCAUGGUGUUUUUUCUGAUUGUGGUGAUCAUAAAGAAGUUCCAGAUUCCAUGCCCUCUGCCUGUUCCUGACUCUGGAAAUAAAACCAUGCAUAUGUUCAACAGCGACAACGCCACUACAGAUGAUGACACUUGCAAGCCUAAAUACUUUGUCUACAACUCACAGACUGUCUAUGCUAUACCCAUCAUCACUUUUGCCUUCGUGUGCCAUCCUACUAUCCUACCCAUGUAUGAUGAGCUCAAAGACCGGUCACGCCGAAAGAUGCAGAAUGUGGCCAACGUGUCCUUCCUGGCCAUGUUCAUCAUGUACCUGCUGGCUGCCCUCUUCGGAUACCUCACCUUCAACAUCCACGUGGGACCUGAGCUGCUCCACACCUACUCAAAGUUCUACAAGCACGAUAUUCUCCUGCUGGUUGUUCGUCUGGCUGUGCUGGCCGCUGUCACACUCACGGUUCCUGUGGUGCUCUUCCCUAUUCGUACCUCAGUCGGCCACCUGCUGUUCCCAAAAAAGUACUUCAGCUGGAUCCGUCACGUUAUUAUCACCCUGAGCCUGCUAGCAGGAACCAACAUUCUGGUCAUCUUUGUCCCCAGCAUCAGAGAUAUUUUUGGCUUCAUUGGUGCCUCUGCUGCUGCAAUGCUGAUCUUCAUCCUGCCCUCAGCGCUUUAUAUCAAACUGGUUAAGAAGGAGUCAAUGAUAUCAGCUCAGAAAAUUAUGGCUCUGAUGUUCCUGAUAUUAGGAUUAGUUGUCAUGUUUGUCUGCAUGACUCUUAUCACCUACGGCUGGAUCGUGAACUCUAUGAAAGAUCAAGGUCACUGAAGCUCCAGCUCUUCUGCUGGUGGAGAAGAACUGAAGUUUAUUUUCUUUCAAUUUAAUUUAAAGUUAUUUGUUGCUAUACUUUACUAAGAUAUCGAUUAUGUCCUAAAAGGCAGCUUCCAGUUAAACGCCUAUUUAAUAUUUCCCCUAAGCUCAUGUAAAGUCACAGACUUUUAUCAGACUCUUUGUGCUCAAUAUCAUCUGGAUAUAUUUUAAUUACAAUUUUUUAAAUAAAUAAACAAUUACUGCAACUUUAAAUCUAAUGGGUUUUUUUAUAAAGCACUGCAGCACCGCUGCAGAAAAGCUGGCCCGACUAGAUUUUCUAG